Molecule: messenger RNA, 1075 nt
Organism: Gastrolobium bilobum
Lineage: Eukaryota; Viridiplantae; Streptophyta; Magnoliopsida; Fabales; Fabaceae
Product: heat stress transcription factor B-4-like
Exons: 2
Coding region: 1-1050 (349 amino acids)
Biological process (GO): regulation of transcription by RNA polymerase II
Cellular component (GO): nucleus
Molecular function (GO): RNA polymerase II cis-regulatory region sequence-specific DNA binding; DNA-binding transcription factor activity
Source: RefSeq, a predicted model, not a curated record
AUGGCUCUUCUUCUAGACAAUUGUGAAGGCAUUUUGCUCUCUCUAGACUCUCACAAAUCAGUGCCGGCACCCUUCCUUACAAAGACAUACCAACUCGUAGACGAUCCCAGCACCGAUCACAUAGUCUCUUGGGGCGAAGACGACACCACCUUUGUCGUUUGGCGUCCUCCCGAGUUCGCUAGGGAUCUUCUCCCAAACUAUUUCAAACACAACAACUUCUCAAGCUUCGUUCGCCAGCUCAACACUUAUGGUUUCAGAAAGAUUGUGCCUGAUAGAUGGGAGUUUGCGAAUGAAUUCUUCAAGAAAGGAGAGAAACACUUGCUGUGUGAGAUCCAUAGAAGAAAGACUUGUCAGCCUCAGCAUGUAACAAUGAAUCAUCACCAUUCAUCUCCACUGGGACUCAACGUUCCUACUUUCUUUCCUUUCCACAACAGAGUUAGCAUCUCUCCUCCUAAUGACUCUGACGAGUUAACCAAUUGGUGUGACUCGCCGCCAAGAGGAGGAGGAGGAGGAGGCACUUCAGCCAUGAUCGGAAGCAACUACAACACCGUCACUGCACUCUCUGAGGACAAUGAAAGACUAAGACGAAGCAACAACAUGCUCAUGUCUGAGCUCGCACACAUGAAGAAGCUUUAUAACGAUAUAAUCUACUUCGUUCAGAACCAUGUUAAGCCUGUGGCUCCAAGCAAUAGUUACCCUUCUUUUCUUCUCUGCAAUAAUAAUACACCACAAGCCUCCGCUUCCUCUCCUUGUAAUGUUUCAACGGUGCAAAGGCCAAUGAACCAGCUUUUGGGGUAUUAUUCGAAUAACCCUAAGCAAGCUCAUGCUAUGAACUCUCCCACUAACACUUCAAGAAGCUCCAUAACAUUUGUUGAACAACCUAGCAGUAACAGCUGCAAGACUAAGCUUUUUGGGGUAUCUCUUCAAUCCAAGAAAAGGGUGCACCCUGAGUAUGGAUCUAAUCUCAUGAAUUCUGAAACGAACAAGGCUCGUUUGGUGUUGGAAAAGGAUGACUUAGGCUUGAAUCUCAUGCCUCCUUCAACUUGUUAGUCCUUUGAAAACUCUAAACUAGCUC